This is a messenger RNA of Acanthoscelides obtectus, 7397 nucleotides long. The record is from the annotation of a GenBank genome assembly. NCBI's taxonomy places the organism in Eukaryota, Metazoa, Arthropoda, Insecta, Coleoptera, Chrysomelidae.
GUCAAAUAUUGAGAUUUGUGUCAGUGUUGUGAGAAAUUAAUAAUGUAGUUUUAGAUCUAUAUAGUUCAAAAUGUAAGGAAUCUUAUGGUUUCUCGAAACUGCACAAGAAGCCCUGCGAAGAAGUACAACGAUCGAUAUUUAUUCGUAGGACACCCUCUAUAUUUUUGGCAAGAAAUUGUUUUCCAUUCUACUUAUAUCUGGAUUACCAAAAAUACAGAUUUGAAAAGCAGAAUAAGUCCUUUCCUGAUGUGGGAGACUAAUUAUGAGGGGUGUUCGUCUCGAACGACGCCGAAGCCGCGUCCUCCAGCGGCACCGACGCCCCGUCCCAACAUCACAUUCCACACGUACGAAUGCCCGCCAGAGUACGCCGCCUGGUACUGCCUCAACGGCGCCACAUGCUUCACCGUCAAAAUCGGAAAUUCGCUCAUAUAUAAUUGCGAAUGUGUAGAAAGUUUCGUAGGUCCUAGAUGUGAAUAUAAAGAUUUGGAUGGUUCAUAUUUGCCAUCACAAAGGAAGUACAUGCUAGAGACGGCGAGCAUAGCGGGUGGUGCAACGAUCGCCGUACUGUCUGUGGUGAUGAUCUGUGCGGCCGCGUAUCUGCACUAUAGGCGGAAGGCAAAACGGGCGCGCGCCGCUCAGGGAGGGGACUGCGUAGACUCCGCCCCCAGGAGGCAUCAACCCACCUUCGGUACCAGGUGGCGAACGACUACGUCGAACGGUGGCGGAGGCGGUCCUCCGCGGCCUGGUCACCCGCACCAUACGUUCCCGCCCCCGAAUACGACGACCCAGACAGGUGCGGCAGUAGAGCAGGAUCGAGGGGGCGGCGACACUCCCGGGCAGGGUUCGGGCGCCUCCAAAGCAGAGGAAUUGAGGCAGGUGACGGCACUGCUGCAGCCGCCGCCGCCGUCGGCCACCGCCAACGCGCCACCUCCGGACGCAGCUGCGCAGGCGCAAGCAACGGCGGCCGCCGCUGCCGGGGAACCUUAGCCGAACACCCUCCAAAAGGGGGCAGGCGGCGGCUGUGAAAUACCGGCGUAAUUAGGUGGGAUAACACGAGACACAUUGAAACCAUCCUGAACGUUUGGAGAAGAAGAAUCCCACCAUAAAGCGGCGAACAUGGCGACGGCGGCGGCGGCAAAAUAGAAAUGCAACGCGAUCGAACAUUUAUGUAAAUGUAGAAUAUGUAGUCGUAUAAAAUUUUUUGAAACCUGAACGGACACGAGCAACAGUGGUGGGUGUACGUGAGUUGAAGGGUGUUCUACGAGGUAACACAAUAUACAAAUAUGUAUGAUUGUUAGCUGGCUGCUACCUAAUAAUAAAUUACCAACAAACAUGACAUAUUUGACGUCUCUUACUACGUGACCAUUCUUGCCUUGCGUUUAAGCUGGCCACACAUGCUUUAGCUAAAUCGGAUUAUUUUGCGUGUAGGGCCAGCUUAAUGAAUGAUUCAUAGUAAGUGACAUGUUAUAAAAGAUACGGAUGUCAUUGAAGAUGCUUACAAAAUAGUGUAUGGUAACCACUUAAGUUUUGAAACUUAUACUAAUAUUGUUCAAUCCUCAUUGAUUCAAUUGUCUAGUAAUCAAAAAUAUUCCUUAUGUCGACAAGACAUAACUCAUAUAACCUCUUCAUUUUCGGGUCAUUUGAAUUACUCAGAAUUACUUAAGAAACACGUUUCUUUUUUCGACCAAGUGUACAAAAACUUUUUUAUAGCUAUACUAAACGUUUCGCAGUUUAUGUGAAAUUCUUGUAUAGAAUACUUACAAAUUUGACUAUAGACUUUCAGCCCCCUGAUAUAUUUAUCAUUUACCAAAUAUAUUAAUUAUUUUUGUUUCAUAAAUUAAUAAUGUGUUCUUAAAAACAUUAUUCCUCAAGGUAAUUUGAUCCCAGAAACAAAUUGCAUUAAUCUGUAUACAUUAAAAGGUACUAAUAGAUACAGUUUGUGUUUCAUUAACUCGUACACGGAAACAUUAUAAACCAGGAAAAAACUCAAGAAAAUCAAAAAAAAAUAAAAAAUGGAAAAAAGCAUAAAAAAAUACAAAAAAACAAAAAAUGAAUUGAUGGAGCCAAUUUGUAUCAAUUGUACUUGGUAAUGUAACUAAUCCCUUUACAUCCGUUAUUAUUUAUACUUUUGGAAAGGAAAGUUGCUGUACGUAAUAGUCAUAUUGCAUCAAAUUACGUUUCCAAAUUAUCCAAAUGGCAUUUUUUUAAGCUUAAUCGUAAUACUUUUCUUACUUAAGCCCGUAAUAUUGAAAUUUCGCGGUAUAAUAACUAAAUCGUAGUAUGUGAAGUUCUGUAAAAGUUCGUCAUCAAAGUUACAAUGAGUCUGCUUUCUGUCUAAGCAUUCAUUGCCAACUAAAAAACAUCAUACUGUGUUAUCAAAUUUGAAAAAAUAGAUAAUUCUCGAGUUGAAAGCUUUUCGAUGUUUGCAGAACCUGUACGCAUUGUAAUCUGAUAAUUGUACUUUUACGUGCUAUACUACACACAGUGAAAAACAAAUAGUGAUUGUUGUUCACUAUCAGUCGUCUGAAAAUUCGAUAUUUCAUCUUUUGCAUCUAUCCUAAAAUUAUUUCUUGGAUAUUUCAUCUGUUAUUUAGAAAAAAAAUGGCCCGUUUCUGUGCAGCUACAAGUGCCUUUGCUGCUCGUAGCCAUAUCGUAGAAUUGACCGUUAAAUUAAAUGCUGGAUGGAUCAUUUCAUGAAAUGGUCAAUUUUGCGACAAAUACUCUAACCUAAAGUGACUCGUGUGUUUUCUAUGACAUGUGUACCGAAAUAUAUAGAAGUUUCUACUGGUGAUAUUAACUUAUCAACAUUCUCGAUUACAUAUUGAAUUAUGUAAUUUGGAGAUUGAUACAGUAACAACUUUUGGUAUGUAAAUUUAUGAAUUUGUAACGCGUGACUUACACCUUGUUUUUUAAAUUUUCAAAUAAUUAUUACUUAUUGCUGUAGUUGUCUGAUCGAGAUAUAACUGAUCUGUUUAUAGUAUUGGCAACUCCCAUUAGGUGGCAGCUGGAUAACAGAAUCUGUUUAUUUCUUUAUUAUUAACAAAUAAUAAUGAUUCGAGCUUGCAUCCGUCAAAAAUAAAUAAUUGUAAUCAAUAAGCUUGUAUAUAUUUUUUUAAUGUAAGUGUUAUAAGACAUUGCAAUAAACUAUUUAAAAAAUGCUUUUUGUGCGAAAUAUUUGGGUUUGUUAAAAAAUGUAGCACCCUUCAUAAACCUCUAGAGGGCUUUGUCAAUUAAACGUUACGAGCUUACUAAAAACACUAUAAUAAUAAUAGAAUUAUAUUAUUAGUACUAUUAUUAUUGAAGUGUGUAUUUAUAUGCAGCAAUUUGUAUGCACUAGUACAGCUCUAUGAUCUGUCGAACGUACUUGACACAAAAAUCCAUAAUAAAAAAUUGGUAAUGUUAAUUAACAUUAAUAAUAUUUUAUUUAUUUUCUUUCUACAGUAUCUGUGUUAGACUUCUUUCUAAUCAGUUACUACUGUAUUUUUAUUCGUAAUAUAUAUAUAAAUAUAUUUUCUGCAGCGGUAAUUGACAAUGGCGACAAAAUUAUAGUUAAGACCUGUAGUUUGAUCCGAUUUCUGCAACAUACAUCACAGAAAUAUGAGAUUUUGUACAAGUCAUACUACGUUUGAAAUAGUAUAUUUGUUGCUUAGGAUGUGAGCAUUCUUACCCAGGUCUAGUAAAAGUAGUAGUUGAGUUGAGAGAGGCGAAGUCAUACAAGUAGGCGACCUUUGGCCGUUUUCCCGUCCCCGAAUGUACCAACACUUCACUCCAUGUAUUAGUUCACUAAUCUGUCGAACCUUCUUGAUCUCCUAAUAAAGGCCAGGAUGCCCUACAAUUCCGCUGAGUAAGCAAUUUUAGCGUCAAACUCCAUGGUCCCGAUUUUUGCAAAUAUUUUGUGUGUAUGGUCGCCUUAAAGUCGCAUAAGAAUGGUCGUAUCGUAAGCGGCAAUUGUUUGGUUGAUUGUGGUUGAUUUCUACAAUUAUUUCAUGAAUUUUUUUGUAAAAUAAUUUAUUAUGUGAUGUAAUCUGAAAAAUGACUGUAGAAAAGUACGUUCGUGAAUGAAAUCAUCUUUGAGAUUUUGUUAUUAGAUUAUUUAAUGUUUCCUAGUAUCUACUUCAGUAUUACGUACUAUAACUCAGCUUCAAUGUGAAUAACUCCAAGAUGUUUUCCUUCGCACUUGGCUUGUGGUGUGUCCAUUUUUUCCUGUAAAUACUUUAAUUCAGAAAUAGGUGAUGUUACAGGGCCUUUUUUUGUACAACUACUCUGUCUAGGCGGUGCUAUGUACAUCGCAUAUUUCUUUUUGAAAAUAUGUCGGACAGUCAUUGUGCUAUACGACACCUUAACCAUUGACAAUAAAAAGUAAAUUACUAUAAUCAGUCAGUUUUAUUCGUUAGGAAAAUUGAUUAUUGCAUACGAAAACACGAAACAAUAGAAGUAGAGCAUUUUUUCGUGUUGUUUUAUUGGUUACCACGUCGAUAGCGCAGUUAUUUAUUCUAUGAUGUUCUAGAAAAGCAGUGACCACAUGGCAUCGCCUGUUCUUAUUGAUAUGGAAUUUAAAAACAAUUGAUCUGUAAGUGGUCGUCAUUGUCAAAAGUACUCCAAGAUAGCGAUGACUGUAACAUUCUCGUAGGAAAAAUACUGUGAGUGAUGCUCCAAAUUAGGGAUGCACCGAGUAAGAACUUUCAUUAAACAGGCCGAACACCGGGUAUUCGACUAGAUCCGAGUACCGGGUACUCAAUUUAAUUAGUAUCAGUGAUAUUGUAUUUGAAUUGUUGUUCUCCAAAUUGAUUUACUAUUGCAAGAAACUAACGCACUACACAAAGAGGAGCUACGCAACUGGUACUUUUUUGUGAGUGAAACGGUAUAGGUUAGUGUAUUUACGGUAAUUUUGUAUUUUGUUAUUUAAGUAUUUAAAUCACUGUGCAAUCCAGCAGCUGCAAUUUUGAUAUAAUUUAACAUUACAUUAUUGAAACAUUUUAUUUGUGAUACACUUCAAUCUUUUCUAUUCCAAAAAUCAUCUCAUUUUUACAACAAUAUUAACAUGAUAGGUAGGUAAUUUUCAGUGUAAGUUCAGACUUAUGGAACGGAACACUCAGUCGUAAAUGGAUGCCUUAAAUUCAAAGGUAGGUGACGUCCGGCCCCAUGCAGCCCAAAUUUCGAAAAUACCUGUCAUACCAUGGUCAUCACGAAGAAACUCACGUUAAAACUACUUAAUGUCAUGACAGAACCAAUUCAAAUUUGGAAAACUUGUAAAUUAUCUUACAUUUCUAAUUUUGCUGCGAUUUGUUUAUUUUGACCAGGCAGCAAUGUGGUUUAGGUGUAAACAGCCACACCUUGUAUAUAAAAAGAAAAACUGUAGAAAUACCGUAAACACACUAGCUUACUGGAGAAGACGAAGAUUGUCUACAUCGACCAAAAAAUCGUCCAAAUCAAGCAACUGAUUCUGGCAAAAAUGUGCUGUAGCCUUUAUUUUUAAAUUGUUCGUUAAUUUUUGGAAAAAAAUUCAGAUGGGUCGGGUAAAAGGCAUAUAUGCUGGGACACAUUUGUGUAUGAGUAAUUUAAUACUCCGCGAGACCGGAUACUCGGUAAAAUGCACCGAAUAUGCCGAGUUCCAGGUACAAACCGAGUACACUCGGUGCAUCACUACUCCAAAUGACGGUAGUCAUAACCUUGUUGGUUCUUUAAUCGGGAUAUAAAUUUGCUAAGUGUUACUUUCAUGUCUUCAGUGAAAUUGUCUGUUUCUCCUCAUGUGAAAAAUUUGCUGUAAUAACUUUCUCAUACAUCUCAACAAUCAAAACAUGUUGAUCUUCCCCAUAUUUUUUAGCGAAGAUUUGUCUCCAAACUAUUUCCAUAAUACUUAUGUUCUGUUGUGUGUUAGGUUCCUUUGUUGUUGUGGAUAUAUAUUUUGUGACACUGUAGUCUGUAAUGCGUCUUUUUAAGAAAGUAGAGCUGAAUCCUUCACUUACCUGUAAAUCUAUUUCUCCAGUUGAUUUGAUCUUAGUCGAUUAUUUUCUUAUGUGAAGAUAUCUCGUAAUUUUGUAUCUUCUGUGGGUACUUUCUCGGUUGUGACUAUUGGAUUUUGGGUUGUAUAGUAAACAGUGUUGAUUUGUAAGUUUGCAAGUCUGAGUAUAAUAAGUCUGAAUUUAAAUAUAUUAUUUAAACAUUUUUCCUUCUCCCCUUGUAAAUAUGUACCUCUCCGGAGGUAUUUUAAUAUGGAAAUUUGUAUAAUUCAUGUAUAUUCUAGAAAAUGCUUGCGAAUUGAAGGGAUUUUAAAACGAAGAAAUUUGUCAGUUUUUACAUAACUAUUUGUGUCGAACAUUCCUAGGUGUAUUUGUUAGAAAGAGCCUCGCCGACAUUUUGUUAUAUUGUUGUUAUUUUUUCACGCGAUCUAACUUGUGCCACUACCAAAAAAUCUUUUUUAUACCGAAGUGUAUGAAUAAACGAUAUUUUUGCUAGCUGGUGCUAGUUAAUGUAUAAAUGUAAAUAUUUUCUAAUUAUUCCAGUACAUCUUGGUAUUUUUUCCUUACUAUUGGUAAUAAAAAAGCAACUUAAUAAAUGAUAUUUAUAAGCACUUGGUUCCUAAUUUAUUGUUUAAUGUUAAAAAGUGUAAAGUAAUGGCGAAGCGGCCUCCGUUAAGGUUUGUCUCCAUGUGACAGUCGAUAUUUCCAUACUAUUUUCACUUUAUAAACAAUUACAGACAUCCAGCCGAAAGCUAUUUUACAUGAAAUCUUUUACUAAAAUUCCUUGCACCGAGUUAUUUCUUGGAGGUUGAAAUAAUCAUGAAUAACAACAAAUUGAGGAAAAUAUGCGAUACAACGAAAAAGCAAAUCGUAUUUGAUUAAAACAUUCUUCAUAUUUAUUAGAUCUUUCCUGAAUUUUAACAAAUUAAAAUGGAAACACUAACCUUGAUUUGUUUCAAACUGUCGGUAUGAUAUUGUCCAAUUGUAACACCUACUUGCAUUAUUUAUUUAACUAUUAUUUACCACUGUAGUGUCAUGGAACUAUCUCGUGGAAACAAGCUUUGUAUAUUUCAAUGUAACCUAUUUAUUAGUAAUUCUGCUUCUCUCUUUUUUGUUCUUUCCCGAUGAGCGAAACGUUCGCCGUUUCGUCUGAACGGUCCGUUUGCCAGUUUUUUCAAUGCUCCAAGCCAAAGUUAAAAUAUUUUAGCAACACCGAGUCGAUCUGUUUUGUUUAUUUAUCAUAGAGUAUUGUUAAAAAGUAUUCGUAAGUGUUGCUUCUCAAGUAUUAAUAUUAUUUAAUGUAUUCUUUUGUGUCCAUUUUAUUUUGACAGCCCUUUUUAUCAUUUUUCGUCUAGGUACCCCUAUGUAAAUUUCAUUGAAAAUAUGUUGGAAUACUUAUUUGUUUAUUAUUUUCACAUAUGUCAUAAAAGUAAUAAA